Molecule: messenger RNA, 1380 nt
Organism: Cryptococcus deneoformans JEC21
Lineage: Eukaryota; Fungi; Basidiomycota; Tremellomycetes; Tremellales; Cryptococcaceae
Product: expressed protein
Exons: 7
Coding region: 163-1209 (348 amino acids)
Source: RefSeq, a predicted model, not a curated record
CUUCGACACUUUUCCUUCACAUCCAUACUACGUCCACUAACAGCACAGUCUCAACAGCGACAAUCGCAAUCACUCUCCAACAGGUUUCGAACCAUCCUGAAAGAGUUUCCUGAAACGCGUUUCUUAUCCCGCCAGACAAAACUACAGCGAGCAAAAUCCACCAUGUCAACGCUUGCAAUGGGCAAGGGUCUGAUAGACCCAAGAUACUGUUGCUGUGCCGUACCUCUGGUUAACGCAGGUAUCUACACAGUUUUAGGAGAACAGGCAGUGCUCGGUGCUGCCAUAGGUAUUGUGGUUUUCGCGACCCCCGACAUUGUUGGUGCAUCCUUCCCCACUUUUGGUGGCGAUAUAUUUGCCGUUAUUUGCUUCAUUGUUGCAGCUUUCCAACCUAUAGGUUUUAUUGGGGUAUUAAGAGAAAAAACAUCAACAUUCAAAAUGUACACUCUUUUGAAUGCCCUUGGUAUCUUAGCAGCUCUGAUAUGCUCUGCUGCUCUCAUUAUCACAUCGGCACUCAGACAUGAUACUGCUGUGACGGACUGCGAGUACAAGUUUUUUUCCGAUGCGGGGAACUCUUCUUCAACCGCAAACGAGACACUCGCUAGCGAGGGCCAAGCGCUGUGCAGCGCAUUUGCCUGGGCGGAUGUUGGAAUUAUGGGCGGAUUAUGGGUCAUUUUAUUGAUUGUUCAAGGAUACUUCGUGUACCUCACUCGAGUAUACUCCGCCUCUCAAGUAUCAGACCACAAACUAUACCACUCCGUUUACUCCGAGAAUCCCGAAGCCUUCACAAUGUCUGUUCUUCGAUCCAGCCGCUACAAUCCCGGAUCCGUUUAUAACACCAUGCCUGGCCCAGAUGCCGACGCGUGGGACGCGAGACCGAGUAUGGACUCUGUGCGAGAUGUACCUGCACUUCACGGAGGAUACCCGGAUGACUCACAGCCAUUGCAUUACGAGGAUAACUAUGGUAAACCACAAAACUACCCUCCCGACUAUGAACUACAUCCCCUCGCUGGGCAACAAGGCGGGCAGUAUGCGUUCGCAACUCCUGGUGGAGGGUAUGUUGAUCACCCAGCAGAAACGAGAACACGGCAAGAGGAGGGUGCGCCAAUGGCCAAUCAGUAUUCUGGAGAUCAAGGUCUUGGAUAUACUGGUGUUGGGACGGGUUUAAGAAGACCAGAAGAGAUGCAGAAUCAUCCAGGUGUACAUUAUUGAUGUCCGCGGUAUGAUGAUCGGAUAGUGUUGAUUCUUUUAACACCCUAGGGUUUAUUUGGGAGAACGAUACCUAAGAAUGUCUAUUGAUGGAAGUAGGGUUCACAAGAAAUGUGUGUAACAUUCGCAAUUUCUAGAUAUGACUUGACGAACCAUGUACUGUUUGAUACCCCG